Molecule: messenger RNA, 3390 nt
Organism: Miniopterus natalensis
Lineage: Eukaryota; Metazoa; Chordata; Mammalia; Chiroptera; Miniopteridae
Source: RefSeq, a predicted model, not a curated record
AUGACCCGGGAGGCCAGCAAGCCCUAUGAAUGUGCCUUCACCUUCCUGCUGUGUCUGACCCAUACAGACUCUGAGUACCUCUUUCGUGACUUUCAGAACUGGUAUCUCAGCCCACCUCGGCUUGGGAAGAUGCACCCAUCUGGAAGACCUAGAGGAAGGGGAGACCUUUCUCAUGAGAGCUUUGGGGCGGUGUGGUGGGGGUUGGGGUGUGGGGUGUUGCAUGGGGGAGGUGAGCAGGCAGAGGUGCCAGCCCCUCUUCCUUACCUUGGUGUUCUUGUCUUUUCAGACUGGAGGCCGGCGCUGAACCUCGCUGCCCUGGACUGUGCCGAUGAGGUCAAUAGUGCAGUCUGCAGAGACUUCAACAUCCCCGGCUUCCCGACUGUGAGGUUCUUUAAGGCCUUUACCAGGGAUGGCUCAGGAGCAACGUUGGCAGUGGCUGGUGCUGAGGUGCAGACACUGCGGGAGAGGCUCAUCGACGCACUGGAGACCCAUACUGACACGUGGCCCCCAGCCUGUCCCCCACUGGAGCCGACCAGGCUGGAGGAGAUUAAUGGGUUCUUUGCAAGAAACAACGAAGAAUACCUGGCCCUGAUCUUUGAAAAGGAAGGCUCCUACCUGGGUAGAGAGGUGAUUCUGGACCUGUCCCAGCGUGAAGGCAUUGCGGUGCGCAGGGUCCUGAACACGGAAGGUGAUGUGGUGAGCAAGUUUGGCGUCACCGACUUCCCAUCUUGCUACCUGCUGUUUCGGAAUGGCUCUGUCUCCCGAGUUCCUGUGCUUAUGGAAUCCAGGUCCUUCUACACCACUUACCUGCAGAGGUUUGCUGGGGCCACCCGGGAGGCUGCCCAGACCACGGUUGCACCAACCGUUGCUAAUACGGUAGCUCCCACCGUGUGGAAAGUUGCAGACCGCUCCAAGAUCUACAUGGCUGACCUAGAAUCUGCACUGCAUUACAUCCUGCGGGUAGAAGUGGGCAAGUUUUCUCUCCUGGAGGGGCAGCGCCUGGUGGCCCUGAAAAAGUUUAUGGAAGUCCUGGCGCAGUACUUCCCUGGCCAGCCCUUAGUCCAGAACUUCCUGCACUCUGUGAAUGGCUGGCUUAAGAAGCAGCAGAGGAAGAAAAUUCCCUACGGUUUCUUUCAAACUGCCCUGGAAAACAGGAAGGAGGGUGCUGUGAUUACCAAGAAGGUGAACUGGGUGGGCUGCCAGGGGAGCGAGCCCCAUUUCCGGGGCUUCCCCUGCUCCCUGUGGGUCCUCUUCCACUUCCUGACUGUGCAGGCGACGCGGCAGAAUGUAGACCCCUCGCAAGAAGCAGCCAAGGCCCAGGAGGUCCUCCAGGCCAUCCGGGGCUAUGUUCGCUUCUUCUUUGGCUGCCGAGACUGUGCUGGCCACUUUGAGCAGAUGGCAGCUGCCUCUAUGCACCGGGUGAGCAGUCGGGACAAGGCUGUUCUCUGGCUCUGGUCUAGCCACAACAAGGUUAACGCUCGGCUUGCAGGGGCCCCCAGCGAGGACCCCCAGUUCCCCAAGGUACAGUGGCCUCCCCGUGAACUCUGUUCUCCCUGCCACAAUGAACUCCGGGGGACACCCGUGUGGGACCUGGACAACACCCUCGGCUUCUUGAAGACCCACUUCUCGCGGAGCAACAUCAUCAUGGACCUUCCUUCAGCUGGGCAGGGCCCCUGGAGGGGUGCCCAGAGGAUGGCAGCCACCCUGAAGCCGGAGCUAGUGGCUGGAAAUUCUACUGUGGGCCCUGAGGAGGCUGAGAUCAUGGUGGGCCCAGGGACCAAGUUGCCCGGGACUAUCGUCCUGGAUGUUUUAGCAGAGAGACUUGGGACAAGUCACCCCCCCGAGAUGCAGGCUGGCCGUGGUGUGCACAGAGCUGAGCUAGACCAGGGACCUCCUGAGCACAUAGCAGAGCUUCAGAGGGAUAAGUUGGAGCAGCGAAAAGGGCAGCAAUCCCUGACCAAGCGAGACUUGGGGGCUGGAUUGCUAGCUGAGCUCGCGGCUGAGAACCUCCCCAUUGGCCCUUCAGAGCUGAGACGAGUGGGCCGCAGCUCCAAGCAGCUGGCCAGUGUCCCUGAGGGGGAGCCAGAGGCUGGGGCCAUGGGGGGCCGAGGCCAGUGGCUGCAGGUGCUGGAAGGGGACUUCUCGCACCUGGACAUCAGCCUCUGUGUGGUGCUCUACUCCCUGUCCUUCAUGGGACUGCUGGCCAUGUACACCUACUUCCGGGCCAGGAUGAGGGUCCUGAAGGGCCAUGCCAGCCACCCCACAGCCUGAACUGUCCAGCUGGGGAGGGCAGCAGGAAAGGAAGCUGCUAUCCAUGGGGCUCUUCCAGCCCCCUGCCCCCCUGUCCCCCCUUGCUUUGUCCAGGGAAACCUAGGAAAACCAGUUGCUCCAGUGAACCUCCUUGGUCCUUGUGGGAAGGAGUGUUCCAGAGACACAAAGACAUGCACAGGGUCCAGGCUCAUCGGACAGCACAGGGGGCAGGGGCAGCCUGGCACUACAUUCCAGGAGGCUCUGUCCCCUGGCCUCUCAGCACCAAAUUCCUCUCUUUCAGCUUAUUUGAAAUCCUGCCUCAUUCUUGCUGAAGCUUCAAUGUCUCCUGCUUGGUCUUGGCCCUAAAUUGGGCAAGUGAUCCACAGUUUCCAAGGCUUCCCAUCAGAGGAGGGUCCCCAGGCUGAGUGGGCUGGAGCAGAACCCACUACAUUCCAGGGCCCCGUCCAUCCCACCCCCUUCUGGAUAUGAAGAGGCCUUCGCGCCAGAAGGACUGCCUCUGGCCCUCUGUGGCCUGUGCAGCCUCCAGCCCCUCAGGCUUCCUGAUUGGGGGGGUGGCUUUAGCAUAGGGACUGGAAGCUUGUGGAAGUCAUGCUGACCUCCCAGGUAACAUCUGUGGGAGGAGUGCCUCAGGCUGGUCCUUCCCAAACCUCUGCUAUAGGGAGUGCACAGGCUGGGUUGGUGUGGGCUUGCUCAGCUGGGUGGGUGAUGGUCACUGGGCUGGGGGUGAGUGGCUGGCUUAGCAGGACCUGACGAAGGGGCAGGGAUUUAGGUUGGGAUGUUGGGACCUGUAGUGCCUUACUUUGGGCUUAGCUGGGAGAGGUAGAGUGAAGCCACAGGAAAAAGAUUGUUGCUUUAAAUGUGCUUUGGCUCUUCCUCCUUGGGCUCACCUGUCUGGGAGCUGGGUCUUUGUUGAUUUUUGUCUCUAAAAUGGAUGCUAAUCUUUUGAGUGUGGAGGGUGCUGGAGUGAGGGGAGUGUCAUCUCUCAGGGGUCCACCUCCCAUCAUGUAGAGGUGAAAGGGCCAGAGGGGCAGGGGUUGCUGUACACACACAUGCUUGAUUUUCACUUUGCCCACUGCUCAGGGGAGGCUGUGGAAUAAAUUAUUUUUGUUAAGGCAAGCA